CAAACCAUCUAUUGGUUGAAUAGUUACCUUUCCCUUUAAAGGCCAAUUGCAUUUAGAAAGAAGCAUAUGUUAGUAAGAAAAAAAAAAUUGUCUUUGUAAUUAAGGUAAGGCCGCAAGGAACUAACGUGGUGCGCUAGAUGAUUACCACGUUGCAAACCAGAAUCAUAGUCACUCUGUCAUAUUAAAUAAACCAGCCCAGGGUCCCCACAAAAACAUCUGUUUCUUACUCAAUCUCUCUUUCUCUCCUCCGUUCCCCCUUCUCUCAAAAACACAACCAAGAAGCUCCCUUAUAAGGGUUUUAGUGACCGUACUGUUUGCGAACAAUUAAAGAUAUAAAAGCCUGGGUCUUUUCUUUUACGCCUGGAAGUGAAAAGUUUAAAAGAAAAGAGGGAGAACUAAGGGAGAGAAAUGGGUCAGGCAUUUCGUCGAGCGACUGGUAGGAUUCGUUCGGUAGACCAAUCACAACCCACAAAAACUGGAAGACCAUUGGUUCCCACCGAUGAACCGAAGAUCUCCAGAUCUUCCCAAUAUGAUAAUCUUGAUCAUGAAAGAGUUACAAGAAGCAAUCCUGAGAAUGUAUUGGAAGAAAGAGAUCCAAAGUAUGAUGCAAUGCUUAGUCAAAUGGUGGGUAGGAUUUCAACUAAGACUGGUGGCAAACUUGAAAUGGGCGAGGCGUUUGUGGUUGAAAAUCCCAGUAGGCCCUUGCCAAAAUUGCGGAAUACAACGCCAGACUCUGUAAGGUAUGAAGAAAGGCCUGCAGCUCCAGGAACCUUGAAUGUGAAACAGCUACACCACAUCAUGCUUUUACAUCAGGGCAAGGCUGAUGAUCAUGAUGGUCCUAUGGAUGUUCACCAGAUUGCAGAGAAGUUUAGGCUAGAUGCGGCACAGGUCCAGAGGAUCUUGCAAUUCAUAUCCCUGCCUCCAGAGGACAGCACUAAACAGAAAAAGCACCAAUAAACACCAACUUUCGUUUGCUCUUAUGAAAUACAACUUGGUUUUUCUGUUGAAUAAGCUUGGUUCAUUCGGGAGAAAAUUUUGUAGUCUCUUAUCAUCUGAUAAAAUGGUUGAUGAUAGAUAUUCUUCCUCAGAAUGCAGAGAGAAACAAUAGAUAAUGUGUUUUGCUCCUCACUUUGAUAGAUAUAUUGUAUCCUGAAUGAUGUAAUUUUUUACGUUUUUUUUUUCUCAUUUAAAAAAAAUGAAAAAGAGUAUCUUAUGUUACAGUGA
Molecule: messenger RNA, 1224 nt
Organism: Durio zibethinus
Lineage: Eukaryota; Viridiplantae; Streptophyta; Magnoliopsida; Malvales; Malvaceae
Source: RefSeq, a predicted model, not a curated record